Messenger RNA from Aethina tumida (small hive beetle), 2599 nucleotides. RefSeq names its product protein hunchback (gene hb). Gene Ontology annotation, molecular function: DNA-binding transcription factor activity; RNA polymerase II cis-regulatory region sequence-specific DNA binding. The transcript is spliced from 3 exons. Bases 152 to 1909 code for a protein of 585 amino acids. Gene Ontology annotation, biological process: regulation of transcription by RNA polymerase II. NCBI's taxonomy places the organism in Eukaryota, Metazoa, Arthropoda, Insecta, Coleoptera, Nitidulidae. The record is from RefSeq and is a predicted model, not a curated record.
GGCAUGGACCUCAAAGCUCAGUCUUGUUUUGACGCUUACACUGUACACACGUGUGCUUAUCAAUGUUGUGAACAUUGCAGUGAAGUUUUGUGUUUGUUAUUGACUGUUUUUAAACUGAUUUUUUGUGAACCAGCCCAGGACUAGCUUUUUUAUGGAUUACCACUUUCGAUUAGAGAGCAGUCAAAUGCAAGUCGCACCGCCAACCAGCGUCAACCUCUCAAUGAGUGGAUACCCUAAUAACAUGAUGGCAACUAAUCCAGCUCCAGCCAUGCCAUGGCAAUAUAAAAUUCCGAAGGAAGAGCCGAUGGAUGAUCGCGACGACUCCGGCAUUAAUUCCGGCAUCUCAUCCCCGGCCAGCGAUAGCAGCCAGGAUUUGAUGAACCCCUAUUCGCCGCAGUCGGGACCGGCCGCCAACGCAAUGAACGGCCAAUAUUCCCCGCCCCUGUGCUUACCCGACGGUAGUGCCCAGUUCCACACAAGGACCAGCGCCCCUAUGGACACAAUGUACCAAAUGCCCGCCGCAAGACCGCCUUACUAUUCCACCCCGGUGCCAGCCAAAAGCACCUACCCCACAAACUUGCUCACUCCUCCAAUCUCUGAACCUUCACGGGAUAUUAAAGAAGAGUCAGAACCCGAAGGUGACGUUAAUGAAGAUGCUCUAAGGCACCUCCAACGUGCCUUCGGCCAGAACUCAUUCCAUUCGGCUGAGGCCCCCAAAAGCGGCGACGAAUCCAAAUCAGAUGAAGACUCGAAAUUGAAAACUCCCACGAAAAGCUCCAACAAAAGGAAGUUAGUGAAAUGCAGACAUUGCUCCGAAACUUUCACAUGCAAGGAAGACAUGUGGGAACACUACAGAGUCCACAUCAAGAGCGAAAAGCUCCUCGCUUGCCCACAUUGCCCCUUCGUCACCGAAUACAAACACCACUACGAGUACCACAUCAGAAACCACGACGGAAGCAAGCCCUACAAAUGCGAGGAGUGCUCCUACGAGUGCGUGAGCAAGUCCAUGUUGAACUCCCACAUGAAGUCGCAUUCCAGCGUCUACCAGUACCACUGCAGGGACUGCAACUACGUAGCCAAAUAUUGCCACAGUUUAAAGCAACACUUGCGCAAAUACAGCCACAGACCCGGCGCCGUUUUGAACCCGGACGGCACGCCGAACCCCUUCCCCGUCAUCGACGUGUACGGCACCAGACGCGGGCCCAAAGUCAAGAAGAUCAUGGGACCCAAAAACGAAGAACCGGAGCCCAACCAGCAAGUGCCACCGCAGAUGCCUUUGAUGAACCAGCUCAUGAUGAACCCGACCCAGCUGGGCAACUUCCCGUUGCUGCCGCAGAUACAACAGAUGCAGCAGUUCUUCCACCCACUAUUGGGCGCUUUGUCGCAGCAAAUGAUGCUGCAGAACUUGGAGCGGUUGGCCCGGGAGAGGAACCUGUCCAACUCCACGGACGAGCCCGAACAAGACGCCACGAUGGCGGUUCCCAAAAUGGAGGAACAACAACAACAAGAGGAGCGGCAACAGCAGGACGCCGGCUCGGAGACGGACGAGUCCGGAGCGUUGGACCUGAGCAAAACCAAGUCGGGCACGAGCCGCCGCAAGGGGCCGGCCUUCAAGCUGUCGCCGCACAGGAACGACACGUCCGACGAAGACGACGAACAGCUGACCACGAUGUUCAGCAACGUGGAGGUGGUGCAGAAUCGCGAGGAAGAGCCCGAGAAGCCGGUGAAGGAGAGCGAGAAGGAGAACACGGAGUGCCAGUACUGCGACAUCGACUUCCGCGAUCCGUUGCUCUAUUCGUUGCACAUGAGGUUCCACUCGGGUCCGGAUCCGUUCACCUGUAGCAUGUGCGGCGAACACCAUCCCGACAAGCUUAGGUUCUUCUUGCACAUCACGCACAAGCCCCACUAAAAUGUUUAUUUGAUGACAAAUAUGUGGAACAUUUUGUAUAGAGACAACAUAAUUUUAUAUGUUUAUUUGCGAAUUAUUUGCGGUAUAUUGAAAACUAGAACCCAGUCAACGGACUGGCUAGUCAUGCUUGUGAUUUAGGUAUUUUUAUGUGCAAUUUUAUCUGGUUCUAGUUUUCAAUAACUCAACAAAAUUUAUUUUGCUGAUUGUUCAUUCAUAAUAUUAUUGUGUUUGAACAAUCAACAAUUCUUUAUCGUUUUGAAUGUUUUAUUUAUUCCUCCGUAAAUGUAUUUAUGUUAAUUGUAGUUUAAAACAUUAUUUAUAAGUUUGUGUGUUUGUAAUCGUAACCAAAAAUGAUUCUAGUUGUUAAGAUAGGUUUUAUCGAUAGGGACCAUUCAAGACUGAUUUUUGUAGCGAAGAGGGUGAGAAUGACCGAACUAAAAUGUUUUCGUAUAAGUCAUGUAUAUAUGUUUUGAAUCUAGAUCUGUUGAGGAAAGCAGUAUUAAUUUAAAAUAUUUUUAUUAAUUUAGUCUUUAGAAUUAGUACCUUUGUAUUUAGUCUGUCUUCAAUUGUUUUCGUAUUUUUUUUAAUACAUUAUGUUUUAUAAACAUUUCUGAGCGGAAUCAAAAUUAAGUCAAGUAUUAAAAUAUAAUUUUAAGUAUGGAUGAAAUAAAGAGGAAAUUUAUACAUAUA